AUGUCGUCACCCUCGGGAGACAGUGGGCUGGACAAGCCGGCCGAUAACAGACUCUCGAGCAGCUUCAUCAAGUACAGCUAUGGCGGGCUGUCUAGAGCGCAGGCCGAGGCGCAGGAGAUGGAGAGGGAGAAGGACAAAAAGAAGAAGGAGAAGGAGAAGGAGAGAGAGCAAGGGGCUCAACAGCCAGCAGUGGCGUCCUCUGCUCCUCCUCCUCCUCCUCCUACUCUUCGUCCUGGUCUUGCAGCCCCCGCCGAUGAUUCUCCAGCGCCUGCUCCGACUCCUGCCAAAAGGAUGGUGUUCAUCGACCUGACCCUCUCCUCGGAUGACGAAGCUAGUCCGACACAGCCUGCUCCGGCGCGGUCUACUCCGGCGCAGUCUACUCUGACUCGGGGCCUGGGGAAGAGCCCCGGGAGCAAAAAGCGGAAGCAUCGCCAUCGCGACGGAGGAGAUGGCGAGGAGAGUGGGGAUAAGGACCGGGCGCAUCGCCAUCGUCAUCGUGAUCGAGAUCAUAAACAUGAUGAAGACAGCAACGACCAUAUCCGAAAGAGAAGAAAAGGAGAGAACUCCGACCAGGCCCACGAUUCACGCCCAUCAGGCCCGGAUCAUCCAGCGCCACAGCAACAGGAAGGAAAUGCCAGUAGUGAUGGUCCCACAGCAGCAGCAACAGCAGCAGCAGUGGCCGCUCUGCCCCGUCUACACCAACCCGUAGAAUAUCAAACCGGCGGCAGCAGUCUGACAUUGGCGGGUCUGGGCAUCGGUAAUCAUGUUCGGCGUAAGACGAUGCGUCAGCAGAACGAUCAGCUCUGGCUGAGAGAACAUAAACGACUGCGGGAAGCAUAUCGUCAAAGAAGGCGCCGAGCAUCAAGCCCGUCGCUCCAGGGUAAUUCCCUCCAACAUGACCGCGACGUCGUCGAGCGGGCGCAGACCCAGGAACAGGCUACGGCCACGACCACGGCCACAGCACCUAACCGGAGCUCGGAGGUGGCGCUGAGGAGGAUUGAUACCAACAGGACUAUGCUGAGUUUGCAUAGUCGGAUUCGGGAUACUGAGGGCGAGGAGGAUGAGGGCGAUUUCAAUAUCAGGAGCCACCGCAGGGCGAGAUCGCCCUCUUUUCUUGACUCUACGGUUCCUAGGUCUGUGAUACCUAAGACUGUGGUUCCCAGCGGUGUGGGCUCCAACACUAAGCCCGCAGUCCCCAGUGCGCUUCCCAAGGACAAGCAAGACGACCAUACCCGAGAUGAUGAAGAGUUUAUUCGCAAGUUACAGGCCAAGCAGCCGGAGAAAAGAACGUCCCAGAUAGUCUCUGGUUUGCCGCAGAGUCUGAAGAGAGGGGGUGAUAACAAGAAGAGUGAGGCCGGAAGGAAGACUGGGCAGGCGCUGAAGGGGCAGUCUGGCCUUGCCCAUCCUAGUCAGGCCCCGACUUUGGCUUCGACGGGUUUGAUGAGCGGUAAUAACGGGGGUAAUAUCAAUAACAGCACCAGAAACAUCGAUAACAAUACUGACAUCAACAUAAAUAUCAACAGAAAUAUCAACAGCAACACAAACAGUACAACUCCUGUGGCACCUACCUCAGGAAUCCGCAAGACCAACAAACCGCCCGCGGCCCCAAAAAUAUUUCUCCCCAAGCCCAAGCCCAAGCCCAAGCCCAAAGCUGCGGUCCCUCCCAACGCCAAAGCUCGUGGACAGGCCCUGAAUCAGCCGGCCCCUCCUGUCCCUGCUCCAGCUCCAGCCUCGGCCCUGACCCCGGCUUCUGUCUCGGCGCCUGCUCCCAUAAACAUAACAAGUCAACAGCAGCUCACCCUCCCCACGCCCGCGCAAACCCAGUCCCAAGACCAACUAACCUUCCAACAACAGCCAGCUCCCCAACAGCUGCGCGAACCUCCCCCUUCCCCCUCCCCGGAACCCAUCUCCCUCCUCGAAGCCCUCGGCCCAGACCGCACGAUAACCAAAUACAUCGUCUACCGCACCGUCCCUUUUUUUCCUCCAACCCGGUCCGAAGUCCGUGAUAUCCGUGCCAAGGCCGCCCGCGCUGCCCAAUACAACUCCCACUAUUCCUCCUCUUCCAGCAACAACACCACGUCCAAGGACAGCACAGCCAACAACAACGGUGACGAUGGUGACGACGACGAUGCACAAGACGACAAAGACCGCUACGGCUACCCACGCACAACAUACACCUCCCGCGCGGUCCGCUGCACCGAGCACCUCUCGUUGCACGAGGCGAAUACAGCUGCUGCGGCACGGUUGGAUCGGCCAAAGGCCGGAGUCGUGGGGAAGAUAUGGCGGUUGGCGCCGACCACUUCGGUUAGGAGUACUACUGCGACUGCUGCUGGUUCUGGUGGUGGUGAGACUGCCGGUGAGACUGAGGGCCAGGGCAAGGGUCAGAUGGAUGAGAAGAAGGGGGGAGAAGAGGAACAGGAACAGAAACAGAAACCGACCGCCCCCCAGCUCGGCCGCGGCCGGAUCGAAUACGCCAAUGGCAAAGUCCAGCAUAUCUGGGUGGCGCAGGAGACGUGGGAUUUUGAAGCCAACAGUGCCAAUCUCGCUGCUCUCGCUUCUCGGUCUACUAUUACCACUACUACUGCUGCUGCCAGUAACAGUGGUGGUGGUAGCCGACGAGGCCAGCAGAUACAUGCCGGCGGCGGGUUUGGCAGUGAGUGGGUGGAUAAGAAGCUGGUCGGGGUGUAUACGCGGCACCGGUUUGAUGUGUGGUCAUCGGUGGUGUGGUUUACGGGGGGCGUGUGGGCGAGUGGGAGGGAGAUGAGAGGGGGGAGUGGGCAGUGGGUUGUUGUUGAUUGUGGGGGGGAUGAGCAGGAUCAGAAGGAUGAGCAGGAUCAGAAGGAUGAGAAGGAGGAGAAGGAGGAGAAGGAGGUCCAAAAGGGAGAUGAGAUGGAUUUGGAAGAAGAUGAAGAGGACGUUGAGAUGGAUGAUGCGGGGGAUCAGGAGGAAGAUGGGAUGGAUGAGGGGGAAGACCAAGAGGAAAAUGAGACUGUGGACGGUGACGAGGACGUAAUUAUGGAGGAUGUGGAUGAAGCUAUGAUGGGAGAUGACAAGGACGAUGCGGUGGAAGAGGAGGAGGACGACACCAUGGAAGUUGAGGAAGACAAGACAACGGGAAACAAGCAGAACCAGGACGACAAAGACAAGCAGGUCAGGACGAUCAACCCCCACGGCCCCAAAACCAUCACCCACUUCGACGACGAUUCUUCCUCCGAUUCCUCCGACUCGUCCUCCUCCUCUUCCCAAGACGACGAACUCACCCACCAAAUCAGCCCCCCAACCCCAACCCCCCCACCCACAACCCCCCUCGACCACCUCCGCAUCAACACCACCCACCACGGCUCCUACACCACUCUCCUCCUGGCCAACACCGCCGCCCUCUCCACCUUCCUCGGCCUCACCCGCCCGCAAAACAGAGCCAUCGACGACAACCACUACUACCACCACAUCGUCGAGCCAGGCAUGCGCGCCAGUUUUGAGGACGCCGGCAUGGGUGCGGAGGGGUGCACUACCCCGGCCCUGAUGGAGUGGGAUCCGCCUAUGGACCGGACGCAUCGCUGGCCUUUUUCGAGGGUGUUGGUUGAGGUUGUGAGGAGUGAGUUGGUGGGACCGGUGGAUGUGGGGGAUAUGGUUGUUGAGGGGCCUGUGGGGCGGGAGGAGAAGAAAACUGAGGAGAAGAAGACCGAAGAGAAGAGGAUUGAGGAGGAGGAGGAGGAGGAGGAGGGAAAGAAGGAGGAGGAGAAAAAUGAGGUUGUAGAGGAAGAGGCCGAGGUCAGCGAGGAGGAGUAA
Molecule: messenger RNA, 3789 nt
Organism: Dichotomopilus funicola
Lineage: Eukaryota; Fungi; Ascomycota; Sordariomycetes; Sordariales; Chaetomiaceae
Exons: 2
Coding region: 1-3789 (1262 amino acids)
Source: RefSeq, a predicted model, not a curated record